CCUAUAUCAAUGGCUGAAGGAAACUGGACAAGAGUUAGUGAGUUUAUCCUCAUGAGUUUCUCUUCCCUACCGACUGAAAUACAGUCAUUACUCUUCCUGACAUACUUAAUCAUCUACCUGGUCACCCUGCUGGGAAACAGCCUCAUCAUUCUGGUUACCUUGGCUGACCCCAUGCUGCACAGCCCCAUGUACUUCUUCCUCAGGAACUUGCCUUUCAUAGAGAUUGGCUUCAACCUAGUCAUUGUGCCCAAGAUGCUGGGGACCCUGAUUGCACAGGACACAACCAUCUCCUUUCUUGGCUGUGCCACUCAGAGGUAUUUCUUCUUCUUCUUUGGGGUUUCUGAAUGUUUCCUCCUGGCCACAAAGGCAUAUGACUGCUAUGUAGCCAUCUGCAAUCCCUUGCACUACCCAGUUAUCGUGAACCCUUGGACACAGGCAAAACUGGCUAUUGCCUCCUGGUUUCCAGGCAUUCCUGUAGCUACUGUGCAGACCACAUGGCUCUUCACCUUUCCAUUCUGUGGCACCAAGGUGAAUCACUUCUUCUGUGACAGCCCACCUGUGCUGAGGCUGGUCUGUGCAGACACAGCACUGUUUGAGAUCUAUGCCAUUGUUGGAACCAUUCUGGUUGUCAUGAUACCCUGCUUACUGAUCCUGUGUUCCUACACUUGCAUCACUGCUGCCAUCCUCAAGAUUCCAUCAGCUAAAGGGAAGCACAAAGCCUUCUCUACCUGCUCCUCCCACUUCUUUGUUGUCUCCCUUUUCUAUAUAUCUUCAAGCCUUACCUAUUUCCAUCCUAAGUCCCAUAAUUCUCCUGAGCUAUCACUGUCCUACACUAUUGUAACUCCCAUGUUGAACCCCAUCAUUUACAGCCUGAGAAAUAAUGAGGUGAAGAAUGCCAUUGGUCGCAACUUCCACAAGGCUUUAGGCCUCAGAAACUGUAUUCUGUAG
This is a messenger RNA of Kogia breviceps (pygmy sperm whale), 948 nucleotides long. RefSeq names its product olfactory receptor family 10 subfamily A member 5 (gene OR10A5). Lineage: Eukaryota; Metazoa; Chordata; Mammalia; Artiodactyla; Physeteridae. Gene Ontology annotation, biological process: G protein-coupled receptor signaling pathway. Gene Ontology annotation, molecular function: olfactory receptor activity; G protein-coupled receptor activity. Gene Ontology annotation, cellular component: membrane. The record is from RefSeq and is a predicted model, not a curated record.